Paralichthys olivaceus (Japanese flounder) is the source of this 999-nucleotide messenger RNA. NCBI's taxonomy places the organism in Eukaryota, Metazoa, Chordata, Actinopteri, Pleuronectiformes, Paralichthyidae. The record is from RefSeq and is a predicted model, not a curated record.
ACAGGCAAAGCUCAGUUGCUGGACGUCAUGGAUGCAGACAAGAAGCACGCAGUUCUAAGAGAAGGAUUCCUGGUGAAGAGGGGUCAUAUUGUGCACAACUGGAAGGCUCGCUGGUUUGUGCUGAUGCCAGACAAGCUGCUGUAUUAUAAAUACGAAGGAGGCAGAAGAGACUCGUGUCAGCGAGGGAAGAUCCCACUGAAGGACUGUGUGCUGACUUGUCCUUUUCUAGAAUGCGAAAAUCGUCCGUUGGUGUUCAAGCUCCACACAGCGAACGGGGUAGAUCAUUUUCUGGAGGCCUGUUCAAGAGAGGAGCGAGACGAGUGGGCCGCUGACAUCACGGCUGCAGGCGACAAGCUACAGACGUCUGAUGGAGGGAAGAUGGCGAACCAGGAGGAACCUGCGUCUCCACGGUUACGCAACAUUGACCUCAGCAAAGUGCUGGACUCCAUGUACGAUGUUCACAGUGGAAUCGACAUGAGCAGCCAUGUGGAGCAGGGCAGCACCUACAGCAACUGUUUCUCAGGUUCAGCCGUAGUGGACUGGCUGGUGUUCAUGCAGCUGGCUGGGACCCGUGGGGACGCCGUGACCUUGGCCACGGCCCUGCUGGAGGAGAAUUUUCUGCGGACUGUGGGAAUAAGGAGCGUGGAGGCCCUCCGCACCGCCGGCCUCACCCAGCAGUUCAUGGACGACUCCACUGCCUUGUACAGCUUCUCUGACAGUUUGAAGAAGAGAGGAAGUGUGAAGGCAGAGACGUCACUGUCUGCAGUCGAGCUGAGUGGACAAGUGAUAAAAAGAGGAUAUCUGCUCAAACAGGGACACCGAAGGAAGAACUGGAAGGUGCGACUGUUUGUGCUGCGUUCAGAACCAUCCUUCCUUCACUACUAUGAUCCCACAAAGGAUGAGCUCAGCCCCGCUGGCGGCUUCUCUCUGCGCAGCUGUCUGGUGUCGUCUCUGGAUGAUAACGGAGUUCCCUCAGGUGGGUUAACCAGAACAUGUUAA